AUGAUGCCUACAGCCCUCCAGCCCAUGGCGACGCCGUUGCUUGACGAAACUACCAUCGCCUCCUUACCACAACCGAGCCCCCCUACCGCCAACAACAAUGCUGCUACCUCCGCCUUCAAUAUUUCCACAUUAGUCAACCCCCCGGUGCUUCCGUCAACUCAGAACAAUGGACAUGUCGCAUCACCGUCCGAUAACACGACCAGUACCAUUGUCGUUGUGUUUGGUCCGAAUCAAGACCAUAUUGUGCAUAUGGUGGCAGAGGUGCUUGGGAAACCAUGGACUACAGAGACAUCUCUGGCCACUCUUAAUAGAGUCGGUGAUGUGAUUGUGGUCGGAGUUUGGGCGCAAAAUCUACAACGCAGUCUGGAGGGAUGUGACCGGUCGUCGCUUGUGAUAAUCAACACCCAUAGUGUGGAGGACGGAUCCGCGCCGGACGAUCAGCUGUCGGAAACCUGCGACUAUGAAUUUUUGUACUCGCACAGUCCAUUCCUGCGACGGGAUCUCACUCGCUUUUUGUCGUUGAUUUUGGGCCAGACGAGACCGCAUGAGGAUCUCCGCACAAAGACCCGCACCAAUUUCAUUUCCACAACUUUCCCGGACGUUCAUGCUGCGCUACCCAAUUUGGAUAUUCUUUCCGUUGGCUCAGAUGCGGUGGAGAUCCGUGUGGAUUUGCUAGUCGAGCCUGGAAUAAAUGGAAAUGGAGCAGGCUCAGUGCCGAGUCUUAGAUAUGUGGGCCAGCAAUUGAUGUUGCUCCGCCAGCAUACCGAACUGCCCAUCAUAUUUACCACAAGAUGUACCAAGGAAAAUGGAAAAUUCCCCAUGGAAGAUCCCGUUCUGUUUUACAAGUACCUGCGACGAGCGAUCCAGUGGGGUGUCGAGUACGUCGAUGUGGAAUUAUGGCUUCCGGAGAAUAUCCGCCGGCAGCUUGCCCAAGCCAAAGGCCACAGUACCAUUAUGUCGGCUUUCCACGAUUUUUCAGGAACCUGGAAGUGGACAUCCCCUGAGGCCCAGCGCAUCUUUGACGAGAGCACAAAGUAUGCCGAUAUCGUCAAGAUGAUUGCUAUGGUCUCGACAAUGGAAGAAAACUACGAGCUGGAGUAUUUCCGGUCAACUAUCAAAAACCGCGGUACAGGCCCGUUGUUAUCGGCCGUGAACAUGGGCCAGCUGGGCCAGCUCUCCCGUGCGCUCAAUACCGUCUUCUCCCCCAUCACCCACCCUCUUCUUCCUAUGAUUGCAGCCCCGGGUCAGUUAACCGCGGCCGAGAUCAACGAGGCCCUCCAUAUUAUGGGCCAAUUGCCCAAGCGCGAUUUCUACGCCAUCGGCUCAUUCCGCGCGACGCCGCACUCCAUGUUCAUGGAGAAAUGUCUCAACGAGCUAGGCUUGCCGCACUCAUUUAACUCCAUCGAUCGUGGUCCCAAGGGCUCAAUGGAGGCCGUGAUCAUGUCCCCCCAAUUCGGCGGCGCCUCAGUAAACCCUCCCAUCCCCAGUUCUACAACCUAUAUCCCCGCCAUCAGCGACGCGGCCCGUGCUAUCGGGCUCGUCGACACCAUAGCCAUGAACAUAGCCGGCGACGGCUCAGUCUCAGGCACAGGCUCGGCUUCGGGCUCAGCGUCCCCGCCCAACGGCACAGGCACCCCGCAUUUCAUCGGCGAAAAUACCGCCUGGAAGGGCAUCCGCGCGACCCUCACACGCGACCAUGUCCCCUCUGCAUACCGCGGCCGAGCCGCAAUUAUCUUAGCUGGAUCCGAGACAGACGCCUCUGCCGCCAUCUUUGCGCUCCGCAAUCUAGAGGUUGGCCCUAUUUACACGGUCGGAUUCAAGGCUUCCGGCCCUCUGGCUGGCGGCCUGCAACCCUUCACAUCCAUUCAGUCUGUCAAAUUGGUCGAGCAGCCAUUUGUUAUCGUCUCGGCACUCCCACCGGAGAAAUCGCUAUUGGUUCAGCCGCUUUUGCGCCAUUAUCGUAGUAACGGUCGGUUGUCGCCGACUGCCACCCGCGGUAAAGUCUAUCUGGAUUUGACUACUGGGUCUCGGAAGGGUGAUCCCCUUGCCGUGGCUGCUAGUGCUGGGUGGACUGCUUAUGGGUCGGAGGAUGUUAGUGCGUGGACUACGGUUGAGACGUUGCGGUUGUUGGUUGGGCAGAAUGUGCCGUUUGACUUUGUACGCAUGGCGUCUGGGCGCUCUCUGUUCUAG
This is a messenger RNA of Penicillium verhagenii, 2190 nucleotides long. Its product is annotated as type I 3-dehydroquinate dehydratase. The transcript has a single exon. The coding region runs from base 1 to 2190 and encodes 729 amino acids. Lineage: Eukaryota; Fungi; Ascomycota; Eurotiomycetes; Eurotiales; Aspergillaceae. The record is from RefSeq and is a predicted model, not a curated record. Gene Ontology annotation, molecular function: 3-dehydroquinate dehydratase activity.